AUGUCUUCUCCAAAAAUCUCUCUUCACUAUUUCGAUAUUCGCGGUUGGGCUGAAUACAUUCGACUUCUUCUCGUCGAUCAAAAUGUCAAAUUCGAGGAUGUUCGUUUUGCUUGGAAAAGUGAAGAAUGGGAACAAAUCAAGAAAAAUAUGUUGUUCGGUCAAGUUCCAUGCAUGAAAAUCGGAGAUACGGAAUAUGUUCAAACUGGGGCAAUAAUUAGACAUUUGGCAAGACUUUAUGGUAAGUUAAAAUAUAAAUAUUGCUCAUAUUAUCGACCUACAGCAACCCUAUCAUUUUUCAGAUUUAUAUGGAUCAAGUCCUUCGGAAGCCACCUUCAUUGAUAUGGUUUUUGAAUGCGCUCGAGAUUUGCGCUACAAAUACGUUCGUUAUGUUUAUUUCAACGAUGAAACCAAAGAAAAUUAUGACAAUGUAACUUUGCCACAAAUUCUUUCGAAUUUAUCAAAACUUUUGGGCGAUCGUCAAUAUAUCGGGGGAAAUAAAAUCACAUUUGCUGACUAUAAUUUGUUUGAAGAAUUGGAUAUUGCAAAUGCUACUUCUCCAGGAUCAAUCAAUAAAUUUGAGAAUUUGAAGGCUUUUCACAAAAGAAUGUCGGAGAGACCAAAUUUGAAGGUGGGUUAAAAACUGAUGGGGUUCAGGAAAUACUUAAAUUUUUUCCAAUGAAAUAUCCCUGGUUACUGUAGUUCUGGUAAAAAAUCUAAUAAGUUACCGUAUUGUGAAGUUUUUUUGAAAAUUCAGAUUUUUUUAUUGUUAAAUUUUUUGAAACCUAAAAGGCUUAAGAACCUUGAAGAGCCUAAUAAGCCUAAGAAGUCUGAAAACCCAAGAGAAGGAAAUUGGGAGCCCUAAAAUAAUAAGGAGCUCAAGGACCCUAAGAAGCCUAAGGAACCCAAGAAGCCUAAAAAGCCCAAGCCUAAUCACCCCAUGAAAUUCCAAAAACAAUUUUUUCAUUCCAGAAUUAUCUUCUCAAUCGUCGCACUCCAAUCAACGCCAUCGAUCGAAUUUAA
Molecule: messenger RNA, 1020 nt
Organism: Caenorhabditis angaria
Lineage: Eukaryota; Metazoa; Nematoda; Chromadorea; Rhabditida; Rhabditidae
Source: the annotation of a GenBank genome assembly